Doryrhamphus excisus (bluestripe pipefish) is the source of this 3906-nucleotide messenger RNA. Its product is annotated as lysine-specific demethylase RSBN1L-like. NCBI's taxonomy places the organism in Eukaryota, Metazoa, Chordata, Actinopteri, Syngnathiformes, Syngnathidae. Gene Ontology annotation, cellular component: nucleus. The record is from RefSeq and is a predicted model, not a curated record.
UGGGUCUGACGCACCAGUUACGUCUGGCCGUAAAAAAUAGAAACUUCCAAGAUGGCCGAGUCCGUGGACUCCAUGCAUUUCGCAGCGAACAGCCAAACAAAUUCCCCCAAAGAGAUGUUAGCUAAACGGCCACCGGAGAGCCGACCGCAGUCUUCCAGCGACAUUUACUCACCGCCCCCAAAGAAGGUCCGUGUGGAGGAGAAGCGGCCCAAGCACCGGAAACUGAACGGAGAGGUGUGCGCAGGGGAAAAACACAACGGGAAGCCGAGUUGUGGCAGCCCAGCGAAAUCGAGUUUUGGCCCGGGCAGGGCGAGCCAUUCCGCCUCCUCCUCUUCUGUCGUCCCAGGGACUCCUGCUCGGAAAAUCUUCAAAAUAAGCAACUUCCUCGCCUCGCCGCACAAAGAGAAGCGACCGAAGGAGAAGCGACACAGGGAGAAAACUAGCGAAGCGCAGCGCAGUUCGGUGGCCACGGCUGUGGAGAAAGUGAGCCCCGUUAGCUGCCAUACAAAGACCGAGAACGGCGACUUGAAAACGGCACAGAGAGAUCACAGCAACAACGACAAGAAGGAGAGGAGCAAAGAGUGGAAAAACCACAAGUUGCCACCAGAACAUGACAUUUCCAAGGAGAAUGGAGAAGUGUUCCCACCACUGAAAGAGUGUAAGGAGAAGCCCAAAGCCACCACCCAAGAAGACCUUCUACUCAAGAAGCUCAAAAAGAAGAAGAAAAAGAAGCACAAAGAUGGCGAACGAGCUAAAGAGAGACACGUCCGCGCCAAAAUGUACCACCGCUCAUCCCAGACUGUUUAUUCGGGAGUGUCUCUGGGUCUGUCGGAGUUCCUCAGUAGAAUUAACGGGAACAGCGGCAGCGGAAUCGGCAGCAUGGGUCUGCAUAACACCACACACUACCAGGACCCUGCUUCUAUCGUUAGAGACCGACUGGGCUACAGUUCCCCGCUGCACUGCACCCCGGCGCCUGGUCUUCCUGGUCUGGAGUUUGGCCACCUGAUCCACAUCGAGAUGCAGGCCAACGGAGGUGCAUCAGUGGCACACGCCUACAAUGAACAGCUCUCGGGCCUGUCUGCAGCGGAGAUGCACCGUUUUGCCCAGGAGUUUGUCACACUAUCGUUCAGCGAGGACGAGGCCCAGGCAGCGUCCUUUGUCAUGGGCAUAAUCCAUGGAGCGGCGUCCUACCUCCCAGACUUCCUAGACUACUUCUCCUACAAGUUCCCCAACGCUCCGGUGAAGAUGGAGGUGCUUGGGAAGAAGGACAUAGAGACGACAACCAUGGCUAACUUCCACUCUCAGGUGAAGCGGACAUACUCCCAGGGAACGUACCGGGCUGGCGCCAUGCGGCAAGUCAGUCUAGUUGGAGCAGUGGAUGAAGAGGUUGGCGACUACUUCCCUGAGUUCAUCAACAUGUUGGAGGAAUCUCCAUUUCUGGAGCGGACUUUACCAUGGGGAACCUUCUCCAGUCUGAGACUUCAGAGCCCCACAGAUAGCGACGACGGCCCCAUCAUGUGGGUUCGACCUGGUGAGCAGAUGAUCCCCAUGGCCGACAUGCCUAAAUCCCCCUUCAAGAGGAAAAGGUCCACAAACGAGAUCAAGAACCUGCAGUACCUGCCCAGAGCCAGCGAGCCGAGGGAGAUGCUGUUCGAGGACCGAACGAGAGCUCACGCCGAUCACAUUGGUCAGGGCUUUGAGAGACAGACAACCGCGGCAGUUGGUGUGCUGAAGGCCGUACGCUGUGGAGAAGACAGCGACACACCUGCACGCAUCACCAAAGACGUUGUGUGCUUUCACGCCGGAGAUUUCCCAGAAGUGGUCAUGAGGCUGCAGCUGGACCUCCACGAACCUCCGCUGUCUCAGUGCGUCCAGUGGAUCGAUGACGCCAAACUGAACCAGCUGAGGAGGGAAGGCAUCCGAUACGCUCGCAUCCAGCUCUACCACGAUGACAUCUACUUCAUCCCCAGGGGAGUGGUGCACCAGUUCAAGACGGUGUCGGCCGUCUGCAGUCUGGCCUGGCAUAUACGACUCAAACAGUACCACCAACAUGACCAGCAGGAUGAAGAAAAGGAGAAGCGUGCGCCAAGUGAUGUCGCGCUCCAUAUCAAAGAGGAGCAGGAGGAGAAGGACGAGAGAGAAUGUGACCACACCUUGCAGACGGUGAUGAAGCAGCUGGAGGAAGAGGCUGAGAGGAGAGAAGAGCUUCCCUCACAAUCUCCAUCACUGCCCUGUAAAGAAGAAGAGUCAGCAGCAGAGAUGAAGGCCAUCAAGAAGGAGAAGGAUGAAGACACCGAAACACUAAUGGUGGUGCCCAAGCCUCGGGAGGAGGAAGAGGAAAGGAAUGAGGAAAGUGAAGGCCAACAGAAAGGCAGUGAGAACUCUGCAGGGGAAAGUGCUUUCUUAAAAUUGCCACCUCUGUCAAUCAAAAAGGAGAACUACAACAAUGAGGAAGAGAGGCAGCAGAAGAUGACACAGAAAAGUCCCAAAGACGGUGACGUCAGUGGCAACAUCAAGAAGGACAAAGGAAGGUGGGAGAAGGAGGAGAGGAAAGACAGGAGUAAAGACAAGGAGCGGGACAAGAAGCACAAAGGGAAGGAGCGGGACAGGGAUAAGGAGAAAGGAAAGAUAGAUGGUGGCAUGGCGGCGAGGAAAGAUGAUGGCGGAAAAAUCCUAAGGGAUGAAAAGUCCCACUCCAAGAGGGAAAAGGAGCACGGGGCCGGGGUGGCGGUGGUAGGGGGGGCAGGAGCAGCAACAUCCAACUCCAGGCCGGACCGCAAUGAGAUGCGUGACAAACACAAGUCAUCGCUUGGCAAGAAAGAGAAAAGCGGCCACAGGGUGGACGGCGGUGGCGCGAUGGGGGCGCCACUGAAGUGCAUCAGCAGGGAGGACGCCAAGUCAGGACCGCCUAAGCCCGCUGCCAACGCUCAGGUCAAGAAAGACGGGAAAAAAGACAGCAAGGACGAGCAGAGGAAGCGGCCCAACCCUGCCCCUGCCGAGCACAAGCCGGCCCCACGGACACUUAUCACCUUUGACCUAUUUAAGCCCAUGGAGGCCCACCAGACUGUGGCACUCUCCUUCAAGACGCAUCACCACCACCAUCACCAUCAUCACCACCACCACGGGGGUGCGGCCUCGGUGAAGGCCGCCGACAGCCGGACACUGAUUCCCUUUAAAGGAGCCAAAGUAAAGGCUGCCCCGCCCCUUCAAGAUCCCCAAACACAACAGCACUCACUCAAGACAUCCUUAAAGACACACAAAGACUUCCUAAUAUGAAUGUCGUCUUUUUUUUUUUGCCCAAGCUUUGCUAUGCUAACGACGAGCAUUCCUUUUUUUCUUUUUUCCAAACAGGAAAACUCUCCCGAGUAUUCCAACGUAGGCCGAGAAUGUAGGCUAAGUAGCUCCAUCUCACGUUUGUUUAGCGAAUGUACGCAGGCGCCAUAUCAAGAUGUCAUGUGACCCGCGUGUCAGUGCCUGGGCACUACUUAGCUUCACUCCGAAAGCGCCUACUGACGGUACGAGCCACUCUGGAAACACACACACUUCUUCCUUGUACACAAUACAACACAUCACCAUUCUUCUACUAAAAUCAUUUUUGAUGUUGCAAACACUCCAAAAACACAUUGUUUUCAGACAAAGCUGUAAAUGAUACUGUAUGUACCAAAACUGUACAGCAUAAAGAGAUGUUAUUAGCACCAAUGUGAGGAAAUGUAUACAGAAAUUGCAUAUAUUUUUUUGUAAGACAAGUUUUAUUUUCCAUAGAACUUAUUUAUAUCAUUUACUGUCUUGUUUUUAUUUGAGGCUGACGACAUAUGUGGAUACAUUUUGUUGUAAAUACAUUUUAUUUCCUAAGCUAAGACUUGGUAGUGUGAUUUAUACUCUUGAUCGGAACCUCAAUAAAUGGUU